This is a messenger RNA of Orbicella faveolata, 6123 nucleotides long. RefSeq names its product ATP-binding cassette sub-family C member 4-like. NCBI's taxonomy places the organism in Eukaryota, Metazoa, Cnidaria, Anthozoa, Scleractinia, Merulinidae. Gene Ontology annotation, biological process: transmembrane transport. Gene Ontology annotation, molecular function: ATP binding; ABC-type transporter activity; ATP hydrolysis activity. Gene Ontology annotation, cellular component: membrane. The record is from RefSeq and is a predicted model, not a curated record.
AAAAGAAGUGGAUACAAAAAGAUCAUCGACAGAGACAGUAAAGACAAUUUAAAUAUUUUAUCCCCCCUUUUCUUUCAAUGGAUGAAUGAAGUCGUCAAGAUAGGCAGUGAACGAACUUUAGAAAACGAUGAUUUUGUGCCGCUUUCCAAAGAAAACCAAACCCGUCCAGCGACAGAAAAGCUCCAAACAAAAUGGAAUGACGAGAAAGCAAGCUGCAAACGUGACGGCAAAAAACCGAAGCUCUGGAGAAGCGUCAUUAAAACAGUGUCUGUAAAAGAAGCUUUCAUCAUUGUCUUGACUGGGUUUUUGGAUUCAGUUUGUCGCAUUCUUCAACCCUUGUUUCUUGGAUUUGUUGUUUCAGCAUUAAUUUCAGCAGAGGAGCCACAGGAAAAUGUUCUUCUUUACAUUUGUGCAUUAGCAAUGGCUGCUAAUUAUUUUAUCAAGAACAUCUGCAUGCAUCAGUAUUUUUACAGGAGUGCAUUGCUGGGUGUUAAACUUUGCAGUGCCUUGAAGGGCCUCGUCUACAUAAAGGUAACUUAAGAUAAUGUACCUCAAACAGAGAUUAUGCAGUCCCAUUACCGGGGGGAAGGGGGAGGGGUCUAAGUAACCCUUAUCCCAUUAAUGUUUGGCCUAUAUAUCCCCGUAUCCCGUUAAUUUGAUCCUUCACGAUUGACAAUUUUCCCACUCAAAAUCCCCGGGAUAUUUGUUUUAAAUAUCCCAUAUUCAUUAAUUUCCCCUUCAAGUAUCCCGUAUCCCGUUCAUUUUUUGUCUUAAGAUCCCGUGUCCCGAAAACCAUGGCCUUAAUUAAUAGCCUCAGUAAUGGAUGACGACAACAGUAAUAAUGAUACUUAAAUACCUAAUAUCAGGGACCGCGGAGACCAUUUUAAAGUGUUAGGGCUAAAAACUCUGGCCAAUACUACCGGCCAAUAUUACUUUCAAGUAGUAAAAUCCAUAUUUUAUCCAUACCAAAUGGAACCCUAGAAAAUCAAUCCCAGCAAUAAAGGUGGUAGGGCUGUAGCCCUACCAGCCCCUCCGCGGUCCCUGAAUAUUGUGGCAUAUCAGCCGCGUUUGGUCGAACCAUGGUUUGUCAAUAUAUAGCAGCUGUAAGCGAGGCUGGAGGUGACCUAGCUUUGAUACAAACCUUUUCACUUGUGGCGCGGGUUUUGUUCACGUGGAUAGCAAAAACGGCUCUACACGGAUUUCCAUCCUACUCGAAAACUUCCACGCAACGCGCGGGGCUAGAACUGGGUACCAUUUCUAAAAAUAACUUAAGACGGUUUCUCUUGAGAAUAAGACCUACAUGGAGGACUCACUCUCUAAUCUUAUCUAUGACAAAAUUCUCGAUCGUGAUUGGUUCUCCGCGCGCCUAUUUCACUUAAUCGGCGCGCGAUCACGUGGUUCUCAAAUUGCAGGUUUCCAAUUACAACAAGUUGUAAUCAGGUGCCUGUAAUUGGAUACCUUCGCUAUUCGCACGUCGAUUACUCAGAAUAUUUCCUACAACUUUGAAAACUUAUGGAAAGCGUUACUCACUUUUUCGCUCAAACGAAGUUCUCCAAAGACUUUCUUAAUAGUACAAUUCAGGGAGUAAUCGUGCUCUUAAUUUCAAAUCGGCCUUGCGCUUCGCGCUCGACCAAUUUUGAAAUUACUUGCGGGAUUACUCCCUGGAUUGUACCCCUCUCGAUUCAAAUAUUUUACCCACCUUUCAUCCUCUUUUGGCUCCAUCCAUGAAGUAAGUUUCUUGACUUAAGUUUUAUUUUUUCCUGUUUUUAGACCACUCUUCUCAGCAAGCAAACAUUAAUGGGUUUUACCACUGGCCAUGUGAUUGAUCUCGUGUCUAAUGAUGUGCAGCGAAUGGAAGAAGCUCCCAAGUGGAUCGCCCACGUAGUUCCUUUGACCUCUGACAUUAUUGUAGCCACGUGUUUAGUCGUGUACCUGAUUGGUUGGCAGGCACUUAUGGGAGUCCUUUUUCUGCUAUUCCUCAUACCAUAUUUAGUCCUGUUAUCCUCUGCAAGUGCACAACUACGCCUGCGCACAGCUGAUGUGUCUGACCAACGCAUCUCUACCAUCAAUGAGGCCGUUGGCGGAAUCCGCGCUAUCAAAACGCAUGCGUGGGAGAACGAGUAUCGAGACGAGAUAAAAAUUACACGAAGCAGAAAUGAAAUCAGCAUCAUCCAUAAGAAGAAUAUAAUUCUUUCAGCUUUAGCUGGCUUGGAAUACGCAUCUGCUGCUAUGGCGACCCUGGUGUCUGUCAUCUCUCUUGUGUUAACUGACCAGCCCAUCACACCUGUUAAUGCCUUUAUGCUGCUCGCUUUCAUCAAUAUUCUACGACUGGGCGUAUCCCAUCGCUUAGCCCAAGGUCUGCUGGCAACAUACGAGGCAUAUGUGUCUUUGAACAGAAUAGAGAAUUUUCUUCUUUUAGACAAUCUACAAUCCCUUUCAUGUAAUCGGUACUCAGAGGGCACAAAUGACCCCUUAGAAAGUUCGGGAAAGAUUGGAAGUGGUCAGAUAUUUGAUCGAGAAGAAACUCCAAAAGCUCUCCGGAGCCUUGAUGAACUUAAGGGCAAACCGGCAGUCUGCGUGUCAAAUUUGACAUACAAACCAUUCGAGCGAGAAAUGAAAGCUAUUCUACAAGAUGUAGGAUUCACUACAACUCCAGGAGGUUUGACAAUAAUUACAGGACCGGUGGGCAGUGGAAAAUCGACGCUACUCUCAGCGAUCGCUGGCGAAGUAUCAGACAUAAGCGGAAUAGUCACCUGCCGAGGGAGUCUUGUCUAUGUGCCUCAGAUAGCCUGGAUCUUUUCCGGAACCAUAAGUGAAAACGUUUUGUUCGGUCAGGCAUAUAACGAAGACAAAUACAACAGUGUUCUUAACUCUUGUGCACUAAUGAAAGACGUCCAACAAUUCCCUGAUUACGACCAGACGGUUGUUGGUGAAUGUGGUGCAGUUCUAAGUGGAGGCCAGCGGGCAAGAGUAAGUUUAGCACGUGCAGUGUACGCCGAUGCAGACAUUUACUUGUUGGACGACCCUCUGACUGCUGUGGAUUUUAAGGUUGGUCAACAUAUCUUUAGACAAUGUAUUAAAGGUUUACUGGGCGAUAAAACCCGGGUUCUCAUCUGUCACGAAGAGCGAUAUAUGAAAGAAGCUGAUGAAGUUAUUGUGCUUGAUAAAGGUCUCGUGCUCGGCAAAGGUCGUUUUAUUGAGCUUCAAGAGAAAAACAUUUUAAGUAUAGCGGCUGAUCCACUUUGCAAGACCGUUCUGGAGAUAAACGAAUCCGAUGGCGUGGUUGAAAAAAAAGGAGACAAAAGUUAUUUUGCUGAUGCUCGUGCAGGCAAUGAAGCCAGAAGUCUUCAAAUAGAAAGUGGCGUGCAUUCCUUAGUGCUACUGGCUAUAGUCUUGCUGUGUGUCAUUGCUCAAGCAAUGGCAGUUGCUCCCGAUGUGUGGCUCUCCUAUUUGACAAAGGAACAUCACAAAAAUCAAAGAGACCCAGUCAACUUAACCAUCUAUGGUUGCCUUGUUGUUGGCUCCUUCAUAUUUGCCAUCUUCAGAGGGUACGGAUUCCUUUCGAUUUCCUUGAAAUGUUCUGAACGCCUUCAUGACAAAAUGGUGGUGGCUAUUUUACAAGCACCGGUUCUGUUCUUUGACUCGAAUCCCGUGGGCAGAAUUCUUAAUCGAUUCUCUAAAGAUGUGGGCUGCAUGGAUGAACUAUUACCAAAAACAUUUCUGAUGGCAAUCCAGUACAGCUCAGUGACGUUUGCAUCCUGUCUUUUGCCGAUUGUGGCAAAUUACUGGCUACUGGCUGCAAUUGUGCCGCUGAUUGCAAUAAUCGUCUACAUUGGAAGGUAUUACUUGAAGACCUCCAGACAGUUGAAAAGGCUUGAGUCUGUAAACCGUAGUCCAGUCUUCUCGCACAUUUCGGAGACACUGAAUGGCCUGGACACCAUAAGAACAAGAGGACGACAAAAAGAUUUUUUGCAUCAGUUUUACAGACAUCAAGAUACUCAUAACCAGACGUUUGUCAUGGUAGUGGCUUGUGAACGUUGGUUCUCCCUUCGCGUGGCUGUUCUUAGUUCUUUGUUUAUAGGCUCAGUGGCAUUAGCAGCCGUUUUGGUUUCCCAAGAUGCUGCUUUUGCCGGCCUUGCUCUGGCUUACGUCAUCGAGAUUGGCGACGUCACUGAGUACGCUGUGAGGAAAUCAUCAGAAGUCGAAAAUUUAAUGACGUCCAUUGAACGAGUUAUGACGUACACUAAGAUUGACUUUGAGCCUGGAUACAAAGAAGAACAGCUUCCCCCAGAACACUGGCCACCAGAAGGAAAUAUCACAUUCAAAGACGUGUCGUUGACAUAUUACCCGGGGGGGCCUCAAGUUUUGGAGAAUAUAAAUCUCGAGAUCAAGGGAGGAGAAAAGAUCGGUGUUGCAGGACGCACGGGUGCUGGGAAAUCAUCUUUUGUAGCAGCUCUUUUACGCAUGCCUGACGCUGUUGGUGACGUAAUUAUCGACGGUGUUCGAUUAAAGGAGAUGAACCUCCAAGAGGCGAGACGAUGUGUAUCUGUUCUUGGCCAAAGUCCUGUUCUCUUUAGUGGAUCACUGAGGAGAAAUCUUGAUCUUAUGGGACAGUUUCAGGAUGUAGAUUUGUGGCGGGCAUUAGAUGAAGUGCGACUGAAGCAGAUGGUGGAAAAUCUGGAAGGACAACUGGACUACGAGUUGUUGGAACGCGGUACAAAUGUCAGCGUAGGAGAACGGCAAUUAAUCUGUCUGGCUCGCGUGCUCUUACAGCAAAACAAGAUCAUUAUCUUGGAUGAGCCUACUGCGCACGUGGAUCCAGACACAGAACAAACAAUCUGGAACACGGUGCGAGAGAAACUGAGGAACUCAACAGUUAUCACUAUAGCUCAUCGUUUGAACACCAUCAAAGACUGUGACAAGAUCCUUGUUUUCAGGGAGGGGAAGGUAGUUGAGGUUGGCACCUUUGAUGCGCUACUGAAAAGCGAAGGAAGUGAACUGAGUGAACUUGCUCAAGCUUCAGACGACGGAAAUUAAAGUAACCUCUGGUAUCGGUCCAGAAUUUGACUCUAGCCACAAGCUUUCAAUUUUUUUGGAGAAUAAUAUUCCUUAGUUCGUGAUGAUCUAUAUGUGAAAUAAACCGCACAUCUGAACUAUACCCCGUUACCAAGUAUCCCGAUGAGACCUUAGUUGCAACAAAAUAGUUCCGGUGUUCAGAUUUAAGGUGGCUUGCAACAUUUCCAGCGUUUUUCAGCAGUUCUACUUUGAUGAAUAGUAUGCUACCCCUCCUUUCAGUUGAAUUCAGAGCCACCUUAAUUUUUCGUAAAACUUUGGGGGCUUUGAACCCCUCCUAAAAGCUGCGGUGAACGUGGACAUCGCGGGUGUGUAUCAAACAAUUUAGUUGUGAUCAGAGGCGGCCCAAAAGAAAUUUAAGGUUUCUGAUGGUCUCGUGGUCUUUUUCUUUAUAACUGAUCGAGAAAUAUCAACGUUAUUUUAGCUCGCUGUAUAAGUUCUUGAAAAGGGUGGAGGGAUUACACCGUAGAACUCCGAAAGUAACGGUUGAAGGUGGUAACUGUAAGGGGUCUAGAUCACGUUUUACGGGAAAUAAAAAAGUCUUUCAUAAUUCAGGGGAAGUAAGAAAAGACUGCAUCUCAAAUAUCACACACAAAAAAAACAGGUCAAAAUGUUUCACUAGAACUUGCAAAAUUAAUGAGAUUUUGAAAGUCAAUGUUAUUUCUCUACUUCUUUCUCCCACAAGCGGCAAUAGGAGAGCCAUGCUCUACUGAAGACUAAUGUAGAGGGAUCGACGGGGAUUUUCUAUUUCACAUUUCAUGGGAAAAAAUAAGUCCAUUCACGAAUCACAAAAAUAUAUAUCCUCUAUUAACCUCGAGGUCAGCUCUCAUUAUUUUCGAAUUUAGCAGGCCAAAAGCGCGCUACUUUCGGCUAACCGUUUAACCUCGUUCCCAGGGGUGUCUUCCCGCCCUACCAGAGCGAGAGAGAAAGGUAGGGAUGAGGGACCCUGGGAAUGAGGUUGGUAACCGUUAUUUUGGUACCGUUACGUAUGAUCAUAACCAUGGGAGGCGCGGUGACCCGUGGUUAGUCAGCGGUCGACUCCGGAUCGAG